AUGGCAACUUCACUUCUAGGGGAGGAGCCGAGGCUAGGAUCCACUCCUUUAGCCAUGUUGGCUGCGACAUGCAACAAGAUAGGGAGUCCGAGCCCAUCACCAUCCUCCAUUUCGGAUAAUUCUUCAUCUUUUGGGAAAGGCUUCCACCCGUGGAAGCGAGCCACCGCCAGCAGCUGCAGCCUUGGGUCCGGCCUGUCCGGGUUUGGAGUGUCCCGUAACGGAGCUGGUCUAUCGGACUCGUUUGGCACCAACAGCUCUCCCGGAUCCAGUGCCUUCUCCCUAACGUCCGGCAACUCAUCCACGCCCCACUUUGGAAACGACUAUUCUGUAUUUCAGGCCUCCGUUACAAACAGUUCUCAAGAACCCAGCCAUCAGCCCGUCUUCAUUUCCAAGGUGCACUCCUCAGUGGACAGUCUGCAAGGCAUCUACCCGAGAAUGAGCGUUGCACAUCCGUACGAGUCCUGGUUCAAGUCGUCCCAUCAUGGUAUCCCCACAGGAGAGGUUGGCACCACCGGCGCGUCUGCAUGGUGGGAUGUGGGAGCGGGUUGGAUUGAUGUUCAGAACCCGAGUGGAGCAGCUCUACAGUCCUCGCUGCACUCCGGUGGACUCCAGACGUCGUUACACUCUCCUUUAGGGGGCUACAAUUCCGAUUACUCCAGCCUAAGUCACUCAGCCUUCAGUACAAGUCCCUCUCCACACCUUUUGACAACCGGACAACACCUGAUGGACGGUUACAAGCCGGUGUUAUCCUCUUAUCCAGACUCCAGUCCGUCUCCAUUAGGCGGAGCAGGGGGGACUAUGUUAUCUGGGGGGCCAACGGCCUCUCUAGCGGGGUCUCCCCGGUCCUCCGCACGGCGCUACUCUGGCAGAGCCACCUGCGACUGUCCCAACUGUCAGGAGUCGGAGAGGCUGGGGCCGGCGGGAGCAAGUCUGCGGAGGAAAGGGCUCCAUAGCUGUCACAUUCCGGGCUGUGGUAAGGUUUACGGCAAAACGUCGCACCUCAAGGCGCACUUGAGGUGGCACACCGGAGAGAGACCGUUUGUGUGUAAUUGGCUGUUUUGCGGGAAGAGGUUUACGCGCUCUGACGAGCUCCAGCGACACUUGCGCACGCACACCGGGGAGAAAAGAUUCGCCUGUCCGGUCUGCAACAAGAGGUUUAUGCGGAGCGACCAUCUGAGUAAACACGUAAAGACUCACAGCGCCGGGGGCUCCGCCGGGUCUGGCUCUGGCAGCGGGGGAAAGAGGGGAAGCGAUACCGACAGUGAGCACAGCGCCCCGGGGAGUCCUCGAUGCCAUUCCCCCGACCUGUUGCAAGCUCCCGAAUCUACCCCGGGAACGGGAAACGAACGGCCUUUCUAA
Salvelinus namaycush (lake trout) is the source of this 1359-nucleotide messenger RNA. RefSeq names its product sp8 transcription factor b (gene sp8b). The transcript is spliced from 2 exons. The coding region runs from base 1 to 1359 and encodes 452 amino acids. The record is from RefSeq and is a predicted model, not a curated record. NCBI's taxonomy places the organism in Eukaryota, Metazoa, Chordata, Actinopteri, Salmoniformes, Salmonidae. Gene Ontology annotation, biological process: regulation of transcription by RNA polymerase II. Gene Ontology annotation, molecular function: DNA-binding transcription factor activity, RNA polymerase II-specific; RNA polymerase II cis-regulatory region sequence-specific DNA binding.